CAUUAUAGUUUUGAAAUUGAUUAUGAAAAUGACCAGUUCCUUCUCGAUGGUAAACCUUUUCGAUAUAUCGCUGGAAGCUUUCAUUAUUUUAGGGUUCCAAAACAAUAUUGGAAGAGUAUAUUUAGAAAAAUAAGAGCAGCCGGAUUAAAUGCUGUUACUACUUAUGUUGAAUGGAGUACACACGAACCUGAGCCUAAUAAAUGGAUAUGGGAUGGAGAAGCUGAUAUUGUCGAAUUUAUUAAAAUGGCACAAGAAGAAGAUUUAUUUGUAAUUUUGCGACCUGGUCCAUACAUUUGCGGUGAAAGAGAUUUUGGAGGUUUACCAUAUUGGUUAUUAUCACUUAACCCAGAUAUCAAAUUACGUACAAAUGAUGAACGUUUUAUCUUCCAUGCGGAAAGAUAUUUAAACAGAAUUUUGAAUAAAAUUAAACCACUCUUAAUAAUAAAUGGUGGACCUAUAAUUAUGUUACAAAUAGAAAACGAGUAUGGAAGUUUAGAUAUUUGCAAUAAUGAAUACAAGAAAAAACUUUAUGAAAUAUUUUAUCAACAUGUUGGAAAAGAUAUUGUUUUAUUUACAGUAGAUGGUCUAACUGCAGAAAAAUUGAAAUGUGGAGCCAUACCUGGAAUUUAUCAAAUAAUUGAUUUUGGAGCUAAUCAAAAUGUAGAACAACAAUUUAAAUUGAUGAGAGAAUUUAGUCCAAAGGGUCCUUUAGUGAAUGGUGAAUAUUACACUGGAUGGCUUGCACACUGGAAUGAAUCUUUUCCUAGAAUUUGUACUAAUUUAAUUCUACGAAAUUUUGAGAAAAUGUUAUCAUACAAUGCUUCACUUAAUUUAUACAUGUUUUACGGAGGAACAAAUUACGGCUUCACAUCUGGUGCAAAUUUCAACAAUGGUUUCUUACCACAAAUAACUUCAUACGAUUAUGAUGCUCCACUUAACGAAGCUGGUGAUCCAACUCCGAAAUACUUUAAAAUAAGAAAUGUAAUAUCAAAGUACCAACAGUUACCGGAUUUAGAAAUUCCAACUGCAUCAAUAAAAAAAAAUUAUGGAAUUGUAUACAUGAUACCAAUGCUCGAUCUGUUUACUGCUGAAAGUCGACAAAUUUUCGGCAUUUUCAAAGGAACUUUUAACAAGCCACCUACAUUUGAAUCGCUACAACUGCCUCAUUGGUUAGUUUUGUAUGAGCUUGAUUCAAUACCGUUUAAAAAUUUUAAAAAUUCAUAUUUAUCAGCUGCAGUUAACGAUAGAGCUUUAGUGUAUAUAAAUGAUAAACUGUCUGGGCUUUUAAGUAGAUCAUUUAAAAAUUGUACUUUACUUGUAACAGAAAAUGAAAUAAAAUCAAUGAAACUUCUCGUGGAAAAUCAAGGUCAUAUAAAUUUUGGAAAAUUCUAUAUUCAAGAUUUUAAGGGAAUCUCAAAUGUGUCAUUAAAUAAUAUCAAACUGAGUCCUUGGAAAGUCACAGGUUUUAAAUUAACUUCUGUAGUAGAAAAAUCAUUUAAUUCUAGAAACACAAAUAAUCAAACUGGAUUAUUAUACGAUGGACCACAAUUUCUUAUAGGAUAUUUUGAAGUCACAGAUCAACCUCACGAUACUUUUUUGAAUACAGAAAAUUGGGGGAAAGGAGUUGCUUAUAUGAAUGGUCAAAACCUGGGAAGAUAUUGGCCUACAGCUGGGCCACAAUUAACUUUAUAUGUUCCAGCACCAUUUUUGAAGAAAGGAAAAAAUUGUCUUAUCUUAUUAGAACUUGAAUAUAUUCCUAGUAAUCGAACAAUAAAAUUUCAAGUUGAACCUAUUUUAGGUUAGUAUUAUCUGUAUGAUGAGAACAUUGAUCUAUUAUAAUUUAUAAUAA
Messenger RNA from Ceratosolen solmsi marchali, 1849 nucleotides. Its product is annotated as beta-galactosidase-like. Gene Ontology annotation, biological process: carbohydrate metabolic process. Gene Ontology annotation, molecular function: beta-galactosidase activity. The record is from RefSeq and is a predicted model, not a curated record. Lineage: Eukaryota; Metazoa; Arthropoda; Insecta; Hymenoptera; Agaonidae. The transcript is spliced from 9 exons. The annotation marks the transcript as partial.